Molecule: messenger RNA, 2757 nt
Organism: Monosiga brevicollis MX1
Lineage: Eukaryota; Choanoflagellata; Craspedida; Salpingoecidae
Exons: 6
Coding region: 1-2757 (918 amino acids)
Biological process (GO): intracellular calcium ion homeostasis; calcium ion transmembrane transport
Cellular component (GO): membrane
Molecular function (GO): calcium channel activity
Source: RefSeq, a predicted model, not a curated record
AUGGCCCGCGACCGACGACACACCAACCUGCAUCAGCCCAUCAUCGAGUCCUUCCAGUUCUCCCACCACAACUCGCCGCUACGCGACGCCUUUCCCCCCGAUGCCCGCGAAAAGCCAGGGUGUCGCCACUCACAAAUCAACCCAGAAUCUACCAUGGACGUCAGCGGUGAUGGCCUGGAGAUUCCUCUCCGACCAAAGGAUGUCCAACUCGACAAUGUGGUUAUAGACAGCGCCAACGACGACGGCGUCGGCCGCCACCUGCAUGGCGGUGGCGAUGGGCCCGACAAUGAGGACAACGUCAGUGAAGCUGGGGACGACAGCCCCACACAUCGCCUCCGCCAAGGCCUCGCUCGCUUCGGCGCCUUGCUUGCCAAGCACUCUUUCUUCGUGCUCCUCCUGGCCAUUGCCCUUGGCUUGACCUUAUACUACGGGCAAGGAAAUGAGCGUGAUGUCACCUUUGAAGGGGCUGGUGCUGGUACCUGGUCUGGCUUUGCCCUCAUUGUCAUUGUUCUGUGGCCUGUCUGCCGUCUCCUGGUCUGGCUCUCCGUGCUUCUCGCCGGCAAAUGCCUCCUCAAGUACUCCAUCCACUUUGUCCUGGAACGUUCCCAAAAGGCUCUUGCCUACUUUCUCUGGGCCCUUCUGGCCACAGUGGCCUGGCACGUCGUGUUCUACGAAAUCAACCUCUUGGCUGGAACCCAAAGUGAUGGCAGCUCAACGCACCGGAAUCGCAUGUCCUACAUUCUUCGUGCCCUCAUUAUCAACGUCGCUAUUGCUAUUCUCCUCGUGCUCAAGCGUCUCACCGUUGUGCGCCUCAAGCUGCAGCGUCGUGUCGCCGACUACCUUAAGCGUGUCAAUCGCGCCAUCUCUGCCCAGGUCAUCCUCGACCUUCUCACAGCCAACAUCCGAGCCAAGGAUUUUCGCAAGGCACACUUGGACCGCGUUCACCGCCGCGUUGUCAAUUUGCUUCAGGCCAACUCGACCACCCGCUUGCCCCGCCGUGGUGCUGUAAAUUCUGAACAUGCUGCAGCGCGCCUCCAGUCCAAAUUGCGUGAAAUUAUGGAUGCCCGUCGCGCAAUCCAAAUAAGCCAAUCCAAGCAUUCCCGCGCCAACUCGCGCACGGUGGCCUUUUCAGAAGUGGAGGGCCCAGACAACGCCAUCAUAUCUCCAACUCAAGAGUCAAAUACUUCUGGUACCGGUGGCAUUCUGCGCCGCCGCCGCAUGCAGCCCCUCUCUACCAUUAGCACGGAUGGCUCCCGCACUCCGGACCGGUCUGGCCUGCAGACGCCCAAGGAUUCCGACUCACCAACCAGCGUCACUCCACAACCCAACCCCAGCAUCGCCACAUCCAAGGCGCCCACCCGUCGUUUUGCCUAUGCCAUGCUGCCGACCACCAACGAGGUGUAUGACCACACAAAUCAAACAGAGAAUGCAUUUGAAGCACUCUUUGAGGAGCCCGAGGUCGAUGACCUGCGGCAAUUUCUAAAGGACACGGAUACCAUACAAAAAGAUCCCAUCAUCGUGUGCCGAGGAGAUGUCAAACUCGUCAAGAAGGACGAUGCCGUGCAGCUGGGUCACUGCAUCUUCAACCAUUACUGCCAACUUAACCAGAAGCGUGAACUUCACGUGCCUAUUACGCGCCUCGCUCGUGCCUUCAAGGGUCAAAAGGAGACACUUCAACACGAGAUGUUUCAGAUUGUGCGUCGUAUCUUUGAUCCCAAUGACGUGGGUAGUUUGGAUCGUCAGUGGGUCAUCAAUCGCUGUCUGCGCCUCUUCACGGAGCGACGACAUCUAGCCCAAUCCCUGUCCGACCUGGACUCACUGAUUCGCUCCCUUAACACAUUCCUCAACGCUGGCGUGUGUCUGCUGACGUUGAUCCUCAUUCUCAUCAUCUACUCGCAAGGCGUGCUGGCCGAUUUCGUCGUUUCUGUCUCGGCUGUUCUGCUUGCUUUCAGUUUUCUCUUCUCCGACAUAAGCCGUGUGACCAUCAACUCGUUUCUCUUCACCUUCUUGCGCCAUCCUUAUGAUGUGGGAGAUCGCGUUGUCGUUCGACCCGAUCCAAAUGAGCUGCUGGUCAUGCGCAUUAACUUGCUGACGACAACCUUUUACCACUGGAACGGCAAGCACGUGACAUGGCCAAACCACCAGCUUUUUGACUCGGUCAUUGAGAACAUGCGCCGACCUAAAUGGCACAUUGGACUUCACGUCUUUUACGUCCCCAUCUCAACCCCAGUCAAGCACAUGGACGAGCUGGAGAAGGCUUUUUUCGCUCACAUCCGCACCAAACCCAAUGAGUUUGAUUCCCAGCUAUCACAUGUCCAGAUUUAUGGUAUCGAGGAUAUGUUUCGCAUCAAGCUCGUGUUCCACACGGUUCAACGCACGAGCUGGCAGAAUGCUGAGUAUUUGUGGCGGGCGACUGCUGUAUUCAAGGUCAUCAAGGCCCGAGCCGAGGAGCUCGGCAUUCGCUUUAGCGCUCUGGAGCAGCCCGUAUCUGUGCGCUACGAAAACAUGGCCACGCCGCCAACCGAUACCUCAAACCACGGAGCAAAACUUGUGAGUGAGAAACAACAUUCUAUCGUUUUUCUGGCGCUGGAUGUGGUGUCACAUUCAUUCUUACACAAGUUUGGAGUCCUAGACAAAGCGAAGGCAAGCAUGGAUUGGUUGGGGGCAAGCUUUGUUCACAAGUUGCCAAAACCAAAACCGACUAAAUAUGUCAACGACAUGUGUAAAAGAGCACGGCAGAGUGAUACAACUCCAUAA